AUGGCGUCUGAAUCAUCUAAGGUUGUCCCUCUGACUUGCCAUGGACAUUCUCGCCCUAUUACCCACCUAAGCUUUUCUUCCCUGGUGGAGGACGGUCAAUACUACCUGAUUUCAGCAUGUAAAGAUAAUAAUCCGAUGCUCAGAGAUGGAGUGACUGGGGACUGGAUUGGCACAUUCAUGGGCCAUAAAGGCGCAGUAUGGCAGGCUCGCCUUUCGUCGGACGCGACAAUAGCAGCGACUGCUGCUGCUGAUUUCUCUGCGAAAGUUUGGGAUACGCACACAGGAGAGUGCUUGCACACUCUCCAACAUGGCCAUAUCGUUCGUGCCGUCGCAUUCCCUAUGCAGACUAACCCUCAAAUACUCGCGACUGGCGGAAUGGAGAAGAAGCUUCGCAUUUUCGAUCUUUCGCAAAGCGGAACGGGCAGCUCUCCAUCUCCAACUUCACCGUACGGGCCAACUGGAGGCAGCGGAGUGAAUGGUGGUGGAUCGGCAUCAACACCCAUGACAAGUUUUGAAAUUGGCCCAGGGGUACAUGGUGGUACCAUAAAAUCCAUCAUCUGGAACCAAGAUCACAAUAUUAUCACAACGGCCUGUGAAGAUCGAAAAAUUAGAUGGUGGGAUCUCCGUUCUCGUCUUCCUUUCGUGGAGUACACUGUCGAUGGUACGAUUGGGAGCUGCGAGCUGAACGCGCUCUCCACCUCGCCUAACGACCCAGGGAUCUUAAGUGUCGCUGCGGGGAAAUCUGCCUACUUCUUUGAAGGGACUAGUCCUGGCCGUUUGUAUAGAAAAGUGGACUUCAAAUAUGAAGUUGCAAGUGUUGCUGUGAAUAAUCAAACUGGAAGGUUUGUGACGGGAUCCGUGGGAGACACAUGGGCACGGGUGUACGAUUUGGAAACCAACGAGGAGCUUGGUAGGUUAUUUCUCUUUAUCCAAACGUCUAGAUUUCCGUAA
Molecule: messenger RNA, 951 nt
Organism: Histoplasma mississippiense
Lineage: Eukaryota; Fungi; Ascomycota; Eurotiomycetes; Onygenales; Ajellomycetaceae
Exons: 5
Coding region: 1-951 (316 amino acids)
Biological process (GO): spliceosomal snRNP assembly
Cellular component (GO): SMN complex
Molecular function (GO): RNA binding; protein binding
Source: RefSeq, a predicted model, not a curated record